Molecule: messenger RNA, 297 nt
Organism: Prorocentrum cordatum
Lineage: Eukaryota; Dinophyceae; Prorocentrales; Prorocentraceae
Source: the annotation of a GenBank genome assembly
GAGAACUUCGUGUACCAGGCGAACAUCCAGACGCUGGUGGAGGCCGAGGACCUGCUUUCCAAGGCCAUCGAGGUGCUGAAGAAGUACUACGAGGAGGCCAUUGCGUCCGUCGACUCCAUGCUCCAGACGAAGGGCAGGGAGGACCCCGCGCCGCCGGAGACGUGGGGCAGCGAGUACACAGGCCAGAAGGAGGCGGGCACUGGCGCCAUCGGCAUGGUGGAGUUCAUCCUGUCGGAGACCAAGAAGGAGGAGCAGGCCGGCCACGCCGCGGAGGACGAGAGCCAGCAGUCCUUCGAG